Pseudomyrmex gracilis is the source of this 1391-nucleotide messenger RNA. RefSeq names its product UPF0415 protein C7orf25 homolog. The record is from RefSeq and is a predicted model, not a curated record. The transcript is spliced from 4 exons. The coding region runs from base 118 to 1314 and encodes 398 amino acids. NCBI's taxonomy places the organism in Eukaryota, Metazoa, Arthropoda, Insecta, Hymenoptera, Formicidae.
AAUCACGCUCGUCGCUCGCUCGGACGCGAUACGAAGCGCGGAAUUAUCGCGUGCGGCGGUAGAGAAGAUUCGAUUUUUUACGCACGGCCGGUCGUCGAUGGCGAACACGCGUCCACGAUGGAGGACAGGAAAGAACUGCUCCGAGCCCUCGGCGAGAAAAUCGCCAGCGGUCACAGCAUGGUCGAGCGGCUGAGGCUCAUGAGCAAGAUCGACGGGAUCGACAAGCUGAUACGAAAGAUCCAGCAGGAGAUCAAGUUUUUGGAGAAGGUACAAUGUACAGGGAAUGUGAAAAAGGAACAUUUACAGAGCACAAAUCUGAUUCACCUCAAUGCUAUAGUAGCUCGGCUGUCCUGUGCAAAGAAUCCCAUCAGUGUGAUAAAGCCUUUCAAAUAUCAGAAGUCACGUCUGGAGGUUGACAUUGUCUGUAACAAUGGUGCCUCAUGGGUGAAGGUUAUAGCCAGAAAUGCGAGAGCAUUAACUCUAAUAUCUCUUGGUAAUGGAGAAUAUGGACAGAAAUCUGUGCUUGAUCAAGCCAAUUCUUACUUGAUGUGCAGCAAGUGUCAUCUGCAUCACUAUAGACCGCCAGAUGUUAUAUUUCACUUUGCUUAUGGCAUAGAGAUUCCUCUGGCUUUACAUUUGGAGCAGAUGGGCAUUAUAGUUGAAGGUGAUAGAAUAGACACGGACAAUGAAAAUUGGAGCAAUCAGUACGACAUAUCUGAACACGAUGAGAUCGAUGUUCUUAAGGAAUCAUCAAAGGAUUUGGAUCUGCAAACAUUGAACACAUCUGCGCUGUCGACUGAGAUCAAGCUUCUUAAUCUGGAUGUAUCAACACUACUGGCUUAUGUUACCAAUAUGGCUAAUGGAUAUAUUAAUUAUAUCUAUCGCGAGCCUUUACUCACUCAACAAGCCGAGAUGGAAAAGAAACGUCCUAUAAAGCCGAUUCUGGACGAUGUGUUUCGGGACAAGGAGCUUAUAGUGUGCCGGACAGCUUAUGACAAUUUUAUGAGUAUCAUCGAUGUUAUCGGUGGUCCGAAAGAGACGCUACGCGCUCACGAAUUUCUAAAGAGAGUUCGGAUUGUCGAUGACCUAGAUACCGGACGAGUUAUGGAACUACGUUUGGGCGGUAAAAUUAAAGAUCGGUCGCGAUUAGUUUUUGCCACGGGCGAGAAUAUGAAGAGCAUCACAGUUUCCGCUAAUGAAGGAUUUGUGAGAGCGGCACGUAUGCAGGGUGUAGAGUGCACAGUUUUCUUGCACGAACCAAGAUCUCUGUCGGAAAUGAAAGAACGCAAUGCCACGAGUAUGGAACUAUCCUGAUAUUAUUUUAACUACUUAUUUAGGCUAUUACAUACGAGCAAAUCAUGUACUGACACAAAAAAUGACAGAAAGAGGAA